Lachancea sp. 'fantastica' is the source of this 381-nucleotide messenger RNA. Lineage: Eukaryota; Fungi; Ascomycota; Saccharomycetes; Saccharomycetales; Saccharomycetaceae. The record is from the annotation of a GenBank genome assembly.
AUGGUCAAAACUUCGAGACAUACAAUCGAAAACCCUUUGGGUCCACCGGUGAACGUUUCGCUGAGUAUUUCAGAAGGCACGGAAAAUGUGUUAAAAUUGCCAAUCUCAAUGGUGAUCUCGACUGCAGCAGAUUCUGCCACGCACAAGAUGCUAUGUUACGUUUAUUCAAUUCCCACUUCAACAGAUGUGCUGUCGACAGUGCUCAGCGACACCAAUGAUGACAAAGUACGAGAAACAGCGGUGCGAAUUUCCAAGUUAUGUGCGAAGAAGAGCCGAAAGCCGUUUUAUUUGACUAUGGCGGGCGACGGGGGUCCUAGUCAGAUGAACGUGGAUCAGCUUUUGUUGUGCAGGGAAUGCGUUGGUCUAGUAGACAGGGGAUGA